Colius striatus (speckled mousebird) is the source of this 529-nucleotide messenger RNA. Its product is annotated as tripartite motif-containing protein 10-like. The coding region runs from base 29 to 529 and encodes 166 amino acids. Lineage: Eukaryota; Metazoa; Chordata; Aves; Coliiformes; Coliidae. The record is from RefSeq and is a predicted model, not a curated record. The transcript is spliced from 3 exons. Gene Ontology annotation, molecular function: protein binding.
GCAGGAGCACAGGAAAGAGGAAGAAGAAAUGGCCAGGGUGACCCUGGAUGCCAGCACAGCCCACCCUCGCCUGCUGGUGUCUGGGGACGGGCUCAGCGCCCGCUGGGAGUUCAGCCUCCAGCCCCCAGCAGCGGGGCCCCAGCGCUUCCAGACCGACCCCUGUGUCCUGGCCCACCAGAGCUUCGCCUCUGGGAGACGCUGGUGGCUGGUGGAUCUGAGCCAGGGCCAGUUCUGUGCCGUGGGGGUCUCCAGGGAGUCGCUGCCCAGGAGAGGCUCGGUGGGCUUCUGCCCCGAGGAGGGGAUCUGGUGCUUCCAGACCCGAGCCCUCACCCGCCCCCCAACGCUGCUCAGCCUCCCCAGGGUCCCCAGGAGGAUCAGGGUGUCCCUGGACUAUGAGUGGGGGGAGGUGGGCUUCUUUGAUGUGGACAACCAGACCCCCAUCUUCACCUUCCCCCCGGCCUCGUUCCGCGGAGAGAGGCUGCGCCCGUGGUUCUGGCUGGAGCUGGGGUCCCUGUCCCUGCCCUGCUGA